Haliaeetus leucocephalus (bald eagle) is the source of this 3633-nucleotide messenger RNA. RefSeq names its product putative ATP-dependent RNA helicase TDRD12. Gene Ontology annotation, biological process: transposable element silencing; germ-line stem cell division. The transcript has 28 exons. The record is from RefSeq and is a predicted model, not a curated record. Gene Ontology annotation, molecular function: nucleic acid binding; ATP binding. Lineage: Eukaryota; Metazoa; Chordata; Aves; Accipitriformes; Accipitridae. The coding region runs from base 1 to 3591 and encodes 1196 amino acids.
AUGGAAGUCUUGCUAUUGGAGAUUGAAGAUCCAGAUUGCUUUUGGGUUACUAUGAAAGGAUGUGGGCCUUGCAUAGUCGAUGAAAUAGAAUAUAAAAACCUGAAUGCUGAAAUGAAUCAAUUCUAUGACAAAUCUUAUAAAGAUGUGGAUGAAGUAAAACCACUAACAGUAGAAGAAGGCCAGAUUUGUGUGGUAUUCAGUGAGGAACUCAAAUGUUGGUGUAGAGCGGUUAUAAAGUCAAUCAUGUACUGUACAGAUCAUUAUCAAACAGAAUGUUUUCUUGUGGAUUAUGCCAAAUACAUUUUUGUUAAAUCAAAGGACAUUCGAGUUGCACUGGAAGCAUUUAUGCGGAUCCCAUAUAGAGCAAAAAAGUGUAGACUGUUUCGCACAAAGCCGGUGACGUUGCGUAUCGACUUUUGUGAAGAUACGGCAAAAAUAGUACCAGCCAGAAGAUGGGAUAGUGCUGCUACUCGGUAUUUUCAAAACCUUCUCAAAGCAACUACCCAAAUGAAAGCCAAGUUAUGUGCUGUAGAAGGUAACACAUUUGAUGUUUUUCUUUAUGUGACAAUAAAAGAUGAAAAGGUAUGCGUUAAUGAUGAUCUUGUCUCAAAGAACUUUGCUCGUUUUGAGGAAGCUAAAGAGAAUACAGGGAGUUGUGCAGAUUAUCAGGAGAACCAAAUAUCAUUAAGCGCUGAGUCUCUUCCAAUGAAAAUUGUUAAUCCUGCGCAUGCUUUCAGGCCAGUGCUGUUUCAGGAGAAGAUACCAACAAAUGUUGAAACAGGUCUUGCAGUUUCCAGUUCCUUUCUUGAAGAGACAUACAAAAGAUCAAGCACAGAUCUAAAUGAAAGUACUGCAUCUAGUUUUCAAAAUCUUAGUGAAGAAAGAAACUUUGUCUGUCUUAGCAACAAAAUUGAGCCAUCCUCAAUUCUGGAAACAGCACCACUUUUUGAUGGUCUGAAAAAGGAACUUACUCGGAAAAAAUUUUUAGGCCCUAACUUCACAGAAUCUUACUGUUGGCCUCCAGUAGCUCGAGGAUGUGAUGUAGUUGCCAUAUCGUAUCAGGGAAAUGAUCCUUUCUUAUAUAUUCCACCAGUCCUUACAUUUUUGCAGUCAGGAAGUUGCUACAAAUCCUUGCCAAACAGGAAUGGACCGCUAGCACUUAUUUUAUGUCCUGGGUGGAAGAAGGCACAUCUUGUUUUUGACCUACUGAAAACAUACGAGAGAUGUUCCAGACAGCUUCAUCCAAUGCUGAUAAUACUGGGGCAGAACAAAGAAGAAGCUAGAAGUGUGAAAAUACGAGGAUGCGAAGUCAUCGUGACUACACCGUAUAGUCUCCUGAGACUGUUUGAACAUCACAGUUUAUUAUUUUGUAGACUUUGCCAUCUUGUUCUUGAUGAGAUUGAGGUACUGUUCUCUGAUGCUAUUGAACAGGUUUUUACUAUAUUAGAUUGUUACAAGAAAGCCAUUAUUACUGAAGAGUGGGAGUAUUCACCACAUCAGAUUAUUGCUGUUGGAACUCGUUGGAAUAAGCAUAUACCACGCCUGAUAAAGGAGUUCAUGAAUGAUCCUUACAUUGUGAUAACAGCUAUGGAAGAAGCUUCCAUCUAUGGAAAUGUGCAACAGGUCGUGCAGCCUUGCAUGAACAGUGAGAGAACUGCUGUGUUACUUAAAAUACUGGAUUUUACCCACAAUAAUCUUCAGAAGGUGCUGGUAUUCACUAAUUCAGUAAAUGAAGUAGAAAUGAUUCAUAAGGUACUGAAGAGCAAUUCAAUAUUUUCCUUGAAAAUACAUGAAAAGAGUGAGUGUAGUCUCAAGUAUAUCAUAGAGCAAUGGACAAAAAAGUAUAGUUCUGGCACUCAUGUUGUCUUAGUUUUAACAGAUGACUGCAUGCAGUCUUUGAGAAUUACAGAUGCAACUUGCGUGAUACACUUCAGUUUUCCUUCUCCAAGAAUCUUUGGUCAACGUCUACACAGCAUGUCUGACAACUUCUGUAAUGUGAUAAAGGAUUCUUCUGUAGAUCAGCAAUAUACAAAGGCAAGGUCAGUCAUUCUCCUAACAGAAAACAACAAUACAUGUCAUGCACUUGGGAUCCUGCACUAUUUGCAGCAUGCAGAAGCUGAAAUUCCACCAGAACUGCAUGAUUUUAUGGCCAAGAUGCUAGAAGCUGAGGAAGAUAAGAAAUUUUCAAGGCCACUGUGUGCCUAUCUUAAAACGUUUGGGACUUGCAAGAGUAGAACAGUGUGUCCAGAUCGUCAUCAAAUUAAUCUACAAAUAGAUGUGUGCCAGAAUAUACCAGAUAAAAUUAUACAAACGCCUGGAUGUGUGACAAUACUGCCUCUCCACAUUGUAAAUGCAACAAACUACUUUGGUCGAAUAGUAGAUAAACAAAAGGACCAGUAUACAAUUCUUGCUGAAGAAAUUAAUGAGUAUUUUAAGAAACCUAGCAAUAAAAUUUCUGUUAAAAACGUGGAGAAGCUGGCGUUUUAUGGAUUAUGUGAGAAAACACUUUUUCACAGGGUUCAGGUACUAGAGAUUUCCCCAAAAGAGGAGGAAAAUUUGUUCUUUAACGUCAAAAUUAAAUACAUAGAUGAAGGCAGAACAAGUCAAGUUCAGAGCUAUCAGCUGCUUCACUUACCUGCAGAGUUUCAGUGUCUGCCACCUCAGGCUGUGGAAUUUAUAGUUUGUAGAGUGAAACCCAUUGAUAAUGAAAUUGAAUGGAACCCAAAGGUAACUCAUUAUAUUCAUAACAAAAUUAAAGGAAAACUACAUGAAGCAAAAAUAGUACAUACCUUGGGAAAUACAGCUUGGGUUGACCCCAUGGUCCGGGUUACCAGGCUUUCAGAUUUGAAGAUGUCGGUCAACGAAUACAACAUUCGAUCUGAGAUUUUGUCUACGGGUCUGGGAACUGAUAAUCCAGAACAUAUAACACAACUUCAGAGGUUGUGCGGACACAUAAAAGUAUUAGAUGAUGUAAAGAACUUGGAGCCUUUAAGCAUGAAGGAGGAUACAGCUGGUCCAAAGAAUGUGUCUAAUCCACAGAACAUGUCAAUGCAUGAAAAUUCUACUGAAAACUGUAAUUCUUCUAAAAUUACUUUUGGGGAUCAUCAGUGUGAUGGUGUUGUAGCUCAAACUAAGGAAACAGAAGAGUCUACCCUGCAUCAGCAUAUAUGCUUUCAUCCAGAAAUAAAGUGGUUUCAAAAUGAAGAGACUGUUACCGUGAAGGUAAAAAUAGCAAGUGUAGCUGACUGUAAAUGUGAGUUCUCUAAAGAGAAGGUGGUUUUCAGUGCUUGUUCAGGAGACAAACUUUAUUUGGCUGACAUGGAGCUGCAUCAAUAUAUACUUGCAGAAAAGUCUACAUGUGUGAUUAAGGAUAAAGAGGCUAUUAUUGUUCUUGUGAAAGAGAAAAAAGGAGCAUGGUGCAAAUUACUGAAGAACAAGAAUCCUCAAGUCUCUCUUGAUUUUGAACACUGGGAAGAUUUUGAAGAUAAAAGCCCUUUUCCAGUUGGUACUAAAAAACUGUAUUGCCCUGCUGCAGUAACGGAAGAAUUGGUUGAGUCCUCAGAAGACAGUGAAACAGAAAGUGAUGAGUAAUUUGUAGACACAUCUUUUCCCUCUGAUAAGAAUUAUGCUUCA